UAUUGCUGCUGACUUAACGCAGCUUCCUGCAAACACACACCGUCUCUUGGCGAACAUGGCGGCAACUUGACAACGGCAGUGAGAUGAAGACGGUGAGGGCUUGAAAAAGAAAAGAGGUCUGUUGCAGGCUGUAGGCCCAUCCGCCGACACAAAGGCAGAGAGCUUCGCCAUGUUGGAAGAGGAUAGCGCCCUUGUCCCUGCACGACCGAGGCCGGGGAAAACGUAAACGCGUCGGUGAGUGUUUCUAAAAACGGAGUCGAGGCUACGCAGAGGAGCGGAGCGGCGCGGCGCGGAGCUCAGGGCGGACGGGAGGACAGCGGCUUCACCGGUCAGCCAUGGAGGAUGCGGCCCGUGGUCGCCAGCGUCUAAUUUGCCAUCCGGCCCACGCUCAUUUUAAUGGGAAUUACCGCUGAUCGAAAAGGCAAGCCGGGACAACCCACCACCUGACACUUGAGGGGAGGAAAACGCGAAGCGGACCCCAAGUCAAUGACUGUUGCGGCAGAGGAGCCCCCACGGUGGAGUCGGCCGGUUCCCAAAAUAUGACCAGGGGUGCUGGGACGUGUUGGCAGCAAGAAGAUGACGACGGCUUCCAAAUCUGGCUAGAGCCCCCCCGCGACAACCAAAAGCCAUUUACCGACUCAGAGAGGGCGCAGAGAUGGCGACUGUCCUUGGCAUCCCUCUUGUUCUUAACCAUCCUCCUCUCUGAUCACCUGUGGUUCUGCGCCGAGGCCAAACUGGCCCGGACCCGGGUCAAGUUCGCAUCCUCCCACCGCCUCUCACCCCAGACCCACUCAGCACACAGCAGCCUCAGAGGAAACCCAGAUGCUAUUUUUAUAGGAAACUCUACCAAACAUUUGUGGCGGCUUGAAACUUGCCACCAGGAUAGUUUAUCUAAAGACUGCUUUACUUUCGCAGAUGCCGACGAUUUGUGCAAGGGCCUUUCCGACAAAGAGGGGACGCGGGCUGUAAAUAUGAGCGAUUUGUACCUUUCCUUUUGUAACUCCUACUCUCUGCUGGAUUUGUUUUACGGGUCGACAAGUCCGGACAAAUUGAACUGCAGCCUCGACGUGCUCGGCGAUGGCGACACCACCAGAUGCAGCCUGUGCGUCCAGGCGUACCAGCGCUACGACCAGCACGCCCAGGAGAAAUACGAGGACUUUGAGCUCCUGACUCAGAAAUAUGAGCCGGGGGCAUACUCAGUGAGGACGUGCAUGGAGCAGUGCAAGACGGCCUAUAAGCCCUGGCUGUGCGCUCAGUAUUUCCCCACCACCCAGCGGUCCUGUCAGAAGAGGGUACCGUGCCACCAGUACUGCCUGGAGGUCCAGCAGAGCUGUCCGUUCAUCUUGCCCGAUAACGACGACCUGAUCCACGGCGGCAGCCCCAGCUUCAUCUGCACAGGGCUCUUGGGAGAUCAUCUAUCAGACAGUGAGGCAGAGUGCUGCGACGUCCGAUGGGACUCCAAAAUGGACAACCCUUCAGGUGGGACACUAAAAAGGACUGCUUCUUCCUGCCAGCCCGAGGGGGCCUCGGUCACCUCCGCUGCCACCCCGAGACUGUGUAGCGGGCGACUGAAGAUCUGCCUGCUGGCCCUUGUCCUCCUACACACUGUCAUCAUCAUUUCAGCCUCCCAUAAUUCUACGUUGGUGGGCGUGGCUGCCAUUUUCUCGCCGGAGGAGAGUGCUUCUAAUGAGGAGUGAACCUUGGGGUUGAAUCUGGUGCUUGUAAAGAGUGAUGUCGCUCGAGAGGAUUAUGGCUUUUACAAUGUCAUGGCUGCCAGGGACACAUCUGGCGAGACAUGCUGGAAAUGCCUCUACAAUCUGCCGCCGAUGAACCAUCAACCACAGGAAGUGGGAGGGUUUUAACUGGAGCUAAGAGAGCUGGGAUUGGACAUUGACCGAAACGAGAUGUUUGAGAACCACCCCCCUAAAGAACUGACCUCUUGCCACUUGAAACCUGCUCAUUGUUUCUAUUCCAUCCAAAUGUUUUCUAGCACAUUGUCCCUCCUCUCCCUCCCUUCCUCCCCCUCCACCCUCCCCCUCCCUUCCCGACGUUUCCGGUGUGUGUAUGGAUGGCACGUCAGAGGAAAAACGGACAUUGAUGAAGUGUGCGCUCUCACUCAUCAUUACCUUUAGAGUUUUGCUGCAUUUUUUUCAGGUGCCAGAAUGUUUUGACAUAUCAACUGUGUUCCACUUCCUACUCUCCAUCAACCUUCGAGACAUCUUCUUACUACCUUGUAUGUGAUGUUGCUCGAGGGGCCUGCCAGGACCAGCUCAUCCAUCAUUCAUGUGGGUCUUGUUUCUCUGAAAACAAAAUGUAUGUGAUUCUUCUAUAUUCUAAUGUUCAGCUUGUAUUUUGUCCCACUAGACCUUCUGUCAACCCCCUUACGACGGUACAUGCCUACACAUUUUAGGACCUUAAGUGCUCUGAGACUGGCUUGCUUUCUCUUAUAACUUGUUGGGCCACUGAGCAAGUUAGGAGUGACGAAGUGGCAAAGGUAGUGAUGGUUCAGCUUAUGAUUAUAGGGUGUUGCAGGAGUUGAUGAUGAGCUUAGUCGCCAUGGCUCCUGGACAGGAAGUGGUGUUCUCUGGUUUCUAAAAUGUUCAGUUUACCUCAUACAGCGGUGUCUGUGUUGCAGACACAGAGAGUAUUUAGUGUUGUCGUACAUGAGACUGCAGGGACAACCCAGGGACACUAGAGAACAGUUGCAAGAUGCCAAAACACCAGGGGACUCAUUUAUCACCCGUGCGUACACUCGUUUCUAUGCACAUCCGACUGAUCAAUUUCUUCUUGUGCUUGAGGAUGUGCGUACAUUUAGAACCACUCUUUACCAUGUGUACCAACAAAACCCCAGUGGUACACAGGUGCAAUCGCGGGGAAACUGACCAUUUAAGCAUUCGUUCCUGAAGGCUGCGCUUUUCUGUUUUUAUUUGGAAACAAAUGGAAUCGUUUCUCUCAGAGUGAAAUUAUGCCAUUAAAGUCACAGUAAAACGGAAGUGAGAGCGCCUUUAGCUUCAGCUUUAGCUUAGUUACAGGAGGGAUUUAAAUCAAAUCCUACAGGUGUGAUUGGAUCACUCAAAAGUGGGCGUAGCUUAGUGAAUACAGCGUGACCCGGAGCAUGGGAGCUACCAGACUGUUGGCCUCCCUCACACCCACGUUGUUAGAUCAGGAGGAGGAUAUAAGGGUUAAAUCAAUAAAUUAGACCUCAACCACAUUCUUUGGAAAUGUAAACAAAGUUUUUUCCAGCUGAAAUCCGAACACACACCUCCUACUAAGAUAUUGCUCUGCUAGCUACCCAUUAGCUAGAGGUUUUAUAUGAUUGGCAGGAGGAGCUAGUCGACCCAAAUCACAUUUGAUUGGAUAAGUGUAUGUAACCGCCACCGAGUUCCACGUAAAUCAUUAAAAAUCAGAGGAGUAGGAUUUUCAUAUUAAAAUACGAAAAAAAUUUUUUUGAUAUAUUUAGCAUGUAACAAGAGAUAAAUGAAUAAUGGACACAGGAAAGACACAGGAUCAGAACUUCAGGAAAAUGUAUUUUUAAUUUCACUGUCUUUAAAGCCUCUUUUUCGUCUGCUUUCUCAACUACUGCACCACUAAGCGCCUGCUAUUUUAAUUGAUUUAAUUGAUUCAAUUAAGCUGUGUCAUUAUUUCUUCACACAUAGUCACACCCUCUAACUUUCUCUGUGAUCACUCAUUUUAAAUAGUCGAUCUCACAGCACGGCUGCUGUCAUUAACCUGCAUUUUUGUUCAUUUUGUCAGACAAUGUAGUGAUAAAACAAUUCUUUUAUCUGCAGCGCACAUUUCACACUACUUCCUGACGUCUGAUAACAGAAACAGAAGAAAAGUCAGUAACAAUUUCAAAUGAAAUGCAUAGUUAAGAAUGAAUUACAGGCAUUUAUAUACAUUCACAAGUGAAUUUCACGCUUUAGAGACGUAAGGCCGGGCGGGUAAAGAUGACGAAGCGGGGAAAGGAGCUGGUGUCACGCGUGGCUCAAGGCCCCGAUGGAUGCACACAGUGAUCAUCAUCAUCACGUGCUCCUGUAAAUACACAGUAGAGAUCAGAUUUUAGAGUUUAUUUUCUAGAACAAUUUAGUUCCUUAAUAUCGGCAGGGAAAAAAAAACUGCGAUCGUCUCUUCAAUCGUCGAUAGUCGAUCUUAUCGCCAAUCGGCACGAGCCUAGAUGCAAUGAUCUUUCAAUCAUGUUUGGACGGUAGGGGGAUAUUGAUGAAUUGUGCACGCCACAUCACUCGCAAUCUAAUCACAUUUGCUCGAAAUGACUACACAAGUAGUGAAAACACAGUGUGAUGUAAAAUAAGAGAAGUCAUAACAAGUAACAGUCAAGGGAUGUGAUUGACCAUAUAUGGCAUUCUAGGGGCGUGUCUGUAUGUAAAUGAGCUUGUAUGUACACAAGCAGAUGGAUGUAGAAUGGGUGAGAUUUAUCAUUGUUCACUGCGUAAAGUUGUGUGUGCGCAUGUUUAAUAAAAAACAAUUUUCUUGUUCGUACAGACACUUCUUACGCACACAUUUAUAACUUGUUCUACGCUUGGUUUGAUAAAUGAAGCCCCAGAUCUUUGAGUGCCUCUCUGCUGCGUACGCCCAGUGAGGCAGAUACUGGCAAUGGAGCAAUAUAGAAAAGGAAACAGCCAGUGUUAGUGUCCUACGUUGUGGCAUCUUCACUACUGCCGGCUUGGCUUUUCUGUAUCGUAGAGUUUGUGCAAUUGACAAGCCAGCCAGCCAGUCAGUCAGUCAAUCAAUCAAUCAAUCAAUCAAUCAAUCCGUCGACUCUUAAAUACCCUUAGACAAGCUGAUCAACCGCUAUCUUUCACAGACUAGCAAAGGGCUGUGUCAGUGUCAGCAUACGAGGAGUGUGAGGAGUUUUCAAGGGCUGAUCCAUCCGAUUUUGUUCUGUUUUUUUGCAUGGCUGCUGCUAAUAAAGUGCACAUUGACACGAAGACAGGUCACGCAGGGAUUAAGAAGAGUUUCACCUCCCCUUUGUAGCUAGGAAUGCACUGAGAUUGGGCAGAAAAAGAGAUUCAUCCAAUAUAAAAAUUUGAUACCAUGAGCAACUGGUGAUAUACCAAAAAUGAAAGGAUGCUAAAUUGUCCUCCAUCCCGGUUGCCUCUAAUGAUCAGUUAAAGACAGAUUGGAGUUUUAACUUUACCUCCAAAUUGUUCUUGGCUGCCCCCCCCUUAACAGCUUGACCUUACCACAUGACACAUCACGUAACGCCCAUUAGUUUGCUCUUCACACACAUCCAUCAGAGUGAGAUGUCAAGUCUACCCUCUGGAUUUUCAAGAUGCAGUUCAUAGAUUCCCCCCCCUUCCGUUUACUCUCUCUGUUCCCUUUUUGCUUGAUAUUCUCGUGUGACGUGUUGCUUCGUUCGUUUGUUUUCCUUGACGAACUGUGAUGACGAGAACUACAUUCCCUUGAAGACAGCAGCGGAUGUAAUACGCCCACACUUUGUGCUCCGUGUCCUUGAUCUCUAGCUGUUCAUGAUCUGAGUCCUGUGGAUCUAUGCAGAUGAACCCUACCACAAACAAACCCCCACCUUACCCUCCCCGACCACCACCACCACCACCGCCACCACCACCACCCCCUUGUCCUUUCUGUUGUAAAUAUGUCCUGAGGAUGUGGGAUCCCAAAAUGCCCUCGCCCCUUCCCAGACCUCCCCUACCCACCCCCCACUGUUGGAAUCUCACUGUGUUUUCUGUUCGCCUCCUUGGUUUUUGUCUGUUUUUUGAGAUUUUUGCCGCAUUUUUUUGUUGUCUAAAGCAGUGGUGUGAGUUGAUGAGUAGGACUAAGUUGGAUGUUAAAAAGACGAGAUAAAGAGGUCUUAAGAAAAAUAUACAAAAAAAUGAAGCUUGAAUUGAGAAAAGGGUUCAAAUAUAGAGAAAAAAUUAUGAUAAAGUUGUCAUAUUGUCAUACUAGAGAUGCUUUAGUUUGCUAAUUUACUUUCUUUUUUUUCUACAAAAGACUUGGAUGAAAUUAUUUAUAAAAUGCGUCCCACGAGUCAUGAUCUUUUUUGGACGUAAAACAAAUACAUUUAUUAACAUUUUGUUCAAAAGAAAAUAAAUAUAAAUUAUGUUAAACAUUA
This is a messenger RNA of Siniperca chuatsi (mandarin fish), 6088 nucleotides long. RefSeq names its product transmembrane protein FAM155A-like. Bases 540 to 1697 code for a protein of 385 amino acids. Gene Ontology annotation, molecular function: stretch-activated, monoatomic cation-selective, calcium channel activity. The transcript has 3 exons. Gene Ontology annotation, cellular component: plasma membrane. Lineage: Eukaryota; Metazoa; Chordata; Actinopteri; Centrarchiformes; Sinipercidae. Gene Ontology annotation, biological process: calcium ion import across plasma membrane. The record is from RefSeq and is a predicted model, not a curated record.